Messenger RNA from Stereum hirsutum FP-91666 SS1, 2714 nucleotides. RefSeq lists its product as uncharacterized. Gene Ontology annotation, biological process: DNA-templated transcription; regulation of DNA-templated transcription. Gene Ontology annotation, molecular function: zinc ion binding; DNA-binding transcription factor activity, RNA polymerase II-specific; DNA binding. NCBI's taxonomy places the organism in Eukaryota, Fungi, Basidiomycota, Agaricomycetes, Russulales, Stereaceae. The transcript has 16 exons. The record is from RefSeq and is a predicted model, not a curated record. The coding region runs from base 6 to 2444 and encodes 812 amino acids.
UUCACAUGGCCUCUCUUCAGCCUCAGCGUCAGAAAGCCAGCUCACCACCUUCAUUGUCCAAGCAGCGUCGCGGUAGUACGGCACUUUCAUGCGCAGAGUGCAGGCGGUUGAAGCUGAGAUGUAAUCGUGUGUUUCCUUGCACCGGUUGCGUUAAGAAAGGAUGCGCUGCAAUAUGCCCUGAUGGUUCUCUUACCACUGGCAAGGGCAACAGGUUCAUUCUCGCCAAUACCGAAGUACUGCAUGACAAGAUUGGCCAACUUUCGUCUCGCGUUCGCCAGUUGGAAGACGCACUGGCAGACACCUAUGGUCUCCAUUCCGCAGAGCGACACCCUCUAUUGUCAGAUGACUUGUUGCAGAUCAAACGCCCACUCGAAAGAGAGCCUCAUAAGGAAAUCGCAGAGACGUUAGAAGCUACUGCGUCGGAAUCAGAGAACAUUGAUGCCGUUGGCUCAUUAUCGAUCUCUGAGACUGGCAGGUCCAACUUCUUCGGGUGUACCGCGAAUGCAUGGUAUCUCUUGCAGAACGAGGAACCACGCGAUGAAGAAGAAACCUCCCGCCCAGAGCUUGGACUACCCAAUGAUUUACCAUGGUUAAGCCACGCAUUCCCCUUCACUUCCAGCGUCAAAGCUUCAUCUCAAAACGUUCGCGAGACUCUACUGGGCUGCCUUCCGGAUCCUCUGGAAGCUAGACGACUCGCCGACAUUUAUUACAAUAACGCGGCAUGGAUGUACCGACCCAUAUGGGAGAAUGACUUCCGUGAUGUUAUCCUCACUCCUAUAUACGACCCCCAACAAAAUUCGAACACAGGCCCUCCUAUGAGUCAGAAGCUCUCGGUACUGUUCCUUGUUAUGUCAAUGGGUGUUCUGAUGGAUUUGGAUCGACCACCGAACUCGAACGACGCCCACUAUUACUUUCAGCUAGGGCGAGCUGCUCUUGCUCUUGAUUCGAUUUUUGAGGACCAAUCAUUGACCGCUUUGCAAGCACUGCUCUUGAUGUUGCACUUCAUGUUCUUAUCCGACAUUGAUGGCCCACGCUGGGCGUUCAUGGGGAUGAUUGUAAAAUUAACCCACAGUUGCGGCCUCCAUCGAGACAGUGGCAAAUGGAAUCUCAGUCCGGAGGAAACACAAAAACGAAGAGCGUUGUUUUGGGAAAUAUAUACAUACGACUCUUGGAUGAGUUUGACGUACGGGCGACCGCCUUCGUUCUCACUUACUCACAUGGAUUGCCGUAUGGCAUACGAACCCACUCAAAAUGCAGAAGGCGAAGAAGACUAUGGGUUUCACUUGUGGAAACACAAGUUCUGUUCCCAGUGUCUUAGCAUCGUUCACGACCAAGCCUUUGGAGCCAAGAUGCCGAGCUACAAGCUCACACAAGAACUCGACAGGAGAGUGCGUAACUUCAAGACACCGCCUACCUUACGAGUUCCCGGCUUCGGUGGACCAAUGUCCGAGAUCGAGCCACCCUCGCCAGCUUUGACCAUGCAACGUUUUAUCGCAUUCUCCAUCCGGGAGAUCACGAUAUUCUAUAUGCAUCGCGGGUUUUUCGCACAUGCAAUGACCACAAAUCCUGAGGACCCUCUUGCCAGCAAGUAUGCCCCCUCGGUCCUUGCAGCGUACAGCAGCGCGUGCUCCUUUAUUGGCCUGUCCAAGAGUUUGUUCUCGCAACAGCCUGGUCUGAUGGAGCGGAUGUGGUUUAUGUUCACCCACGUGUUUUCGUGCGCCAUCGUCCUCGCGUCACUACCUAUCCGAUGCCCCUCGAUCAUGCUUGCUCGUUCGGCGUUCUCCCAUCUCGAGUCCGCUCUUGGGCUAUUUGAGCAAGUGGCCAAGAAUCCCCGUGCGGCAAAAGUUCUGCCCGUGUUACGAACCCAACGCGAAAAGGCCAUCGCCUCGAUGCAAGACGUACAACCACGAAACUCUGUAAUUCUCUCUCGGACAGGCCUGCCGGACUCGCCUAAAAUUAAACAGGAGGACGAUCAGUUGACGAAGUUAGGAGGAGGUCAAACACGUCUGGUCAUGCACCGGCCUUCCUCUAUGCCUUCUUCCCCGUCAAACUCUCCCUCUAUUGCAGCCCCCGGCGUAGUCGUACCGCGUACCUCCCCGCCUACUAUGUACUCAUCCCCUCGCCUGCCACCUCCUCCCGCCAUGGACUUCGACUCGCACUGGGUUGGAGCUGGAUACACCGACCCACCGCCGUCGUACGACUAUACGAAUCGUGCCCCGCCUCCAGAUAUUUGGUCAAACCCAGAAAUGGCCCAACAAGCAUUCGACUUGGCCACGCACGUGUCUCCAUUGACGAUGACGAACAUUCAUGACCAGUUCACGCAGUCCGCAUUCGAUCACGCUAUGUCCGCUUCGCCAUAUCAGGGCGGAACGACGCCACGGACCCCUCCAGCAGACUUUGUGGAUGCAUGGGCGAGUUUUAUGGCCCAGUAUGGGCGUGUAUGAUCAUAUUAUUGAAUUUUGGCUCGUAGUAGAUACAUUGCUUUGCUCACUUGUACGCUUUGCUGACACUUGCACAUUCUGAAUUGUUGUUUGCGGAUGAAGGCGGAUGAGAGCGAAGUUGUCUUAGAUGAGGCUCGUGGAGAACAGACGCACUGUUUCUCGCUUAUUCUCUGUGUAUUUGAUUUUGUUUGUGACCUUUGCUUGUUAUCAUAUCAGUAUGUAGACCUAUGACCCUCGAGCUCUUCGACAUGUAUACGACGUUAUCACUUUCCC